AUAGUGGACCAAGAGAAUCCUGUAAAAGAUGAAGAUCCUGAAGAUCAUGAUGCUCUUGAUGGUGGAACUUCAACCACUGCAAGGCACGUCACCUGGGAGGGGCAUGUAGUGACGGUGGAACAACAGAAUGGAGGUUUUCAAAAGAAGCCUUCAAAGAGGGAAAAACCGGAGGAUGAAGAUGGUCUUAGAGAUGAAAUGACCACGCCUAGUGGAUAUGGACAUCUGACGCCCAGUAGAAGCUCCAGUCAUCAAACCUCCUCUGGUACGGUCAGACUGAACACCUCUCAUGGACGAAAGCACAAGGAAAUUCACCUCUGCGUAGACUGUGGAAGGGGCUUCACUUGCCAGAGUGCUCUCAAGAGACAUCGGCGCAUUCACACCGGAGAGAAACCCCAUCACUGCUCAGACUGCGGGAAGAGUUUUAAUCGAGAGAGUACUCUCAAAAUCCACCGGCGCAUUCACACCGGAGAGAAACCGUAUCGCUGCUCGCACUGUGAGAAGAGUUUUUAUCAACAGAGCCAUCUCCAAAAACACCAGCGCAUUCACACCGGCGAGAAGCCGUAUCGGUGCUCACACUGUGAGAAGAGCUUCACUCAGCAGAACGAUCUCAAAACCCACCAGCGCAUUCACACCGGAGAGAGACCCUACCGCUGUUCACUGUGCGGAAAGAGCUUCACCGACCAGAGCCAUCUCAAAACCCACCAGCGCAUUCACACCGGGGAGAAGCCGUACCAGUGCUCACAGUGUGGGAAGAGCUUUAUACAGCGGAGUAACCUUAAAAUACACCAGCACAUUCACACCGGGGAGAGACCCUAUCAGUGCUCGCAGUGCGGGAAGAGGUUCAAUCAACAGAGUCAUCUCAAAAUACACCAGCGCAUUCACACGGGAGAGAAACCGUACCAGUGCUCAGAGUGUGAGAAGAGGUUUAAUCAUCAGAGUCAUCUCAGAACACACCAGCGCAUUCACACUGGGGAGAAACCGUACUGCUGCUCGCAGUGUGGCAGUGGCUUUACAUAUUUAUUAACACUUAAGAAACAUAAGUGUGCUCACUCGGAGGCAUCAAACCCUCCAUCCUCCAGUGCAGCAGGGGGAUUUAAUGCAGCUCCUCAGCUGCUCCACAACCCGACAAUAAACCACAGAAGAAGAAGAAGCUCCAGCGGCUGGUGUGUUUGUACUAAAGUGAAUCAUCUAAUCGUAUUAAAUCAUUUUUUAAUAAUGGAAUCGGCAGCGUUGGAAAGCGACACCUGUGUGCCCACAGAGAACGAAGACUUUCUGAAGAUAAAAAUAAAAAAGGAAGACGAUGAUGAUGAUGAAGGUGACUUGUGUGAAGGUGCGUCAGUCUCAGAGGAACACGUCACAUGUACGGGACACGUCGCUCCAGUGAACCAGCAGAACGGAGAUCUCCACAUGAAAGAGGAAGAACCUGAAGAUAAAGAUGUGAGCUCCACCUUCUUCUGCUCCUUGUGCCCACAUUCCUGUUCCACCCAGAACGACCUCUACACGCACAUCAAGAGGAGCCACUACGAGGACGACGAGACCACGGUGAGACCUGGAGGCGUCGUCCAUGAGGACGUGAUGCCCGACGGAAGCUCCGCUGGUCUGCAGACCCCCUCGGGUGCUCUCGGCCUGAACGAGCCCAACGGACGGAAGCACAGAGAAAUGUACCUCUGCUCGGAUUGCGGCAAAGGCUUCAGCUGCUGGAGUGCUCUCAAAGUGCACCAGCGCAUUCACACCGGAGAGAAUCUGUACUUCUGCUCACACUGCGAGAAGUUCUUCACCGACCAGAGCAACCUCACCAUCCACGAGCGCAUCCACACCGGCGAGAAGCCCUACCAGUGCUCGCAGUGCGAGAAGAGCUUCAAUCAAGAGAGCCAUCUCCGGACGCACCAGCGCAUUCACACGGGAGAGAAGCCCUACCAGUGCUUCGAGUGCGGCAAGAGCUUCAACAACCAGAGCAAUCUCAAGAAGCACCAGCGCAUUCACACCGGCGAGAAACCCUUCGAGUGCUCCGAGUGCGGCAAGAGCUUCAACCAUCAGAGCGCCCUCAAGAUCCACCAGCGCAUUCACACCGGGGAGAAGCCCUACCACUGCGCGCAGUGCGAGAAGAGCUUCCUCGACCCGAGCGCGUUCAAGAAACACAAGCGCGUUCACUCCGGAGAGAAGCCGUACCAGUGCCCGCACUGUGGCAAGUGCUUCAACCAGCAGAAUUCUCUGAAGAAGCACCUGCGCACUCACACUGGAUGAACGCCGACCGUUUCUGAACUCUUCGCUUGAUGCAGUGUUCUCGAACCACGCUAGGUCCUGAUUAAUGUAGCCGUAUCUGUAGCCGUGUUCGUAUUAUUUGGGACGCACCCAUAUUGUGUUACUGUUUAAAUGUCCUGAAGACCAGACCAGACCAGACACCUGCUGGUGGGGUUCUCAUACCCUGGACCUGCUCUUCCAUUAGAACAUUGUGUGUUUUUCUCUUUGUAAUGGUUAAAGUACUGAACACUAACAGUCUGAGGUGAGCAAGGUCUACAGUCCCUUAGACGUUCUGAUAUAUACCAUAUAGAAGCACUUUGUAGUUCUACAAUUACUGACUGUAGUCCAU
Molecule: messenger RNA, 2590 nt
Organism: Trichomycterus rosablanca
Lineage: Eukaryota; Metazoa; Chordata; Actinopteri; Siluriformes; Trichomycteridae
Product: zinc finger protein ZFP2-like
Exons: 7
Coding region: 196-2244 (682 amino acids)
Source: RefSeq, a predicted model, not a curated record